This is a messenger RNA of Miniopterus natalensis, 3680 nucleotides long. Lineage: Eukaryota; Metazoa; Chordata; Mammalia; Chiroptera; Miniopteridae. The record is from RefSeq and is a predicted model, not a curated record.
UUGUGCGACGGAGGAGCUGGUUUAAUCUUCCGUUGCCCCGUGGCGUCGGCUCAUCUCCAGCAGGAAGGCGAGGCUUCCGCUCGACGCAGGGGUCCGCUGGAAGUAUGGCUUGUGAAUUAUUCAAGAGGGGCGGAUCAGCAUGCUGAAGGGGCGUUCUACAGCCUGUCUAGCAAACUAGAACUCAUUGAUUAAUCGUAAAGGAUUGAAGUCUCUCCCUCAUUAUGCUGGGCUGGGGAGAAAGGCGAAAUGGCCUGGUGGUCAGCAGCAUGGAUUGCAAGCCAGACCACCUGGGUUCAGAGCUUAGCUCUGACAGCUGUGUGACCCUGGAUGUCCAGCUCGCCGCUGUCCAAGAAACGUCGCGUGUCCGGGCCUGAUCCAAAGCCGGGUUCUAACUGUUCCCCUGCCCACUCUGUGUUGUCCGAAGUGUCCUCUGUGCCAACCAACGGAAUGGCAAAGAACGGCAAUGAAGCAGACAUAGAUGAAGGCCUUUACUCCCGGCAGCUAUACGUGUUGGGCCAUGAGGCAAUGAAACGACUCCAGACAUCCAGCGUACUGGUAUCAGGCCUGCGGGGACUGGGCGUGGAGAUUGCCAAAAACAUCAUCCUUGGUGGGGUCAAGGCUGUCACCCUACAUGAUGAAGGCACUGCCCAGUGGGCUGACCUCUCCUCCCAGUUCUACCUGCGGGAGGAGGACAUUGGUAAAAACCGGGCUGAGGUUUCCCAGCCCCGCCUCGCUGAGCUUAACAGCUACGUGCCUGUCAGUGCCUACACUGGCCCCCUCGUUGAGGAAUUCCUUAGUGGCUUCCAGGUGGUGGUCCUCACCAACACCCCCCUGGAAAACCAGCUGCUGGUGGGUGAAUUCUGUCACAGUCGUGGCAUCAAGCUGGUGGUGGCAGACACACGGGGCCUGUUUGGGCAACUCUUCUGUGACUUUGGAGAGGAAAUGAUCCUCACUGAUUCCAAUGGGGAACAGCCGCUCAGUGCUAUGGUUUCUAUGGUUACCAAGGACAACCCUGGUGUGGUUACCUGCCUGGACGAGGCCCGACACGGGUUUGAGAGUGGCGACUUUGUCUCCUUUUCAGAAGUACAGGGCAUGGUUGAACUAAACGGAAGUCAACCCAUGGAGAUCAAAGUCCUGGGUCCUUAUACCUUUAGCAUCUGUGACACAUCCAACUUCUCUGAUUAUAUCCGUGGCGGUAUCGUCAGUCAGGUCAAAGUACCUAAGAAGAUCUGCUUUAAAUCUUUGCUGGCCUCACUGGUAGAGCCCGACUUUGUGAUGACGGACUUCGCCAAGUAUUCCCGCCCUGCUCAGCUGCAUAUUGGCUUCCAGGCCCUUCACCAGUUCUGUGCUCAGCAUGGCCAGCCUCCUCGGCCCCACAAUGAGGAGGAUGCAUCAGAGCUUGUGACCUUAGCCCAGGCUGUGAAUGCUCGAGCCCUGCCAUCAGUGCAGCAGGAGAGCCUGGAUGAGGACCUCAUCCGCAAGCUGGCAUAUGUAGCUGCUGGGGAUUUGGCACCCAUAAAUGCCUUCAUUGGGGGCCUGGCUGCCCAAGAGGUCAUGAAGGCCUGCUCUGGGAAGUUUAUGCCCAUCAUGCAGUGGCUGUACUUUGAUGCCCUGGAGUGUCUCCCUGAGGACAAGGAGGCCCUCACAGAGGACAAGUGCCUCCCGCGUCAGGACCGUUAUGAUGGGCAGGUGGCCGUAUUUGGCUCCGACAUGCAAGAGAAGCUGGGCAAGCAGAAGUACUUCCUGGUGGGUGCAGGAGCCAUUGGCUGUGAGCUGCUCAAGAACUUUGCCAUGAUUGGGCUGGGCUGCGGGGAGGGCGGAGAAAUUGUCGUCACAGACAUGGACACCAUUGAGAAGUCAAAUCUGAACCGACAGUUUCUGUUUCGGCCCUGGGAUGUUACAAAGUUAAAGUCUGACACUGCUGCUGCGGCUGUGCUCCAGAUGAAUCCUCACAUCCGGGUGACAAGCCACCAGAACCGUGUGGGCCCUGACACAGAGCGCAUCUAUGACGACGAUUUCUUUCAGAACCUCGAUGGCGUGGCCAAUGCCCUGGACAACGUGGAUGCCCGCAUGUACAUGGACCGCCGCUGUGUGUACUACCGUAAGCCACUGCUGGAGUCAGGCACACUGGGCACCAAGGGCAACGUGCAGGUGGUGAUCCCCUUCUUGACAGAGUCAUACAGCUCUAGCCAGGACCCGCCUGAGAAGUCCAUCCCCAUCUGCACGCUGAAGAACUUCCCCAACGCCAUCGAGCACACCCUGCAGUGGGCUCGGGAUGAGUUUGAAGGCCUCUUCAAGCAGCCAGCAGAAAAUGUCAACCAAUACCUCACAGACCCCAAGUUUGUGGAGCGGACCUUGCGGCUGGCGGGCACCCAACCCUUGGAGGUGCUGGAGGCCCUGCAGCGCAGCCUAGUGCUGCAGCGCCCACAGACCUGGGCCGACUGCGUGACCUGGGCAUGCCACCACUGGCACACCCAGUACUCUAACAACAUCCGGCAGCUGCUGCACAACUUCCCUCCUGACCAGCUCACAAGCUCAGGAGCUCCCUUCUGGUCUGGACCCAAACGCUGUCCACACCCACUCACCUUUGAUGUCAACAAUCCCCUGCAUCUGGACUACGUGAUGGCUGCCGCUAACCUGUUUGCCCAGACCUACGGGCUGACAGGCUCUCAGGACCGAGCUGCUGUGGCCGCACUCUUGCAGUCUGUUCAGGUCCCUGAGUUCACCCCCAAGUCUGGUGUCAAGAUCCACGUCUCUGACCAGGAGCUGCAGAGCGCCAGUGCCUCUGUUGAUGACAGCCGUCUAGAGGAGCUCAAGGCCACAUUGCCUAGUCCAGAAAAGCUCCCUGGGUUCAAGAUGUACCCCAUCGACUUUGAGAAGGAUGAUGACACCAACUUCCAUAUGGAUUUCAUUGUGGCUGCAUCCAACCUCCGGGCAGAGAACUAUGACAUUCCUGCUGCAGACCGGCACAAGAGCAAGCUGAUUGCAGGGAAGAUCAUCCCAGCCAUCGCCACAACCACAGCAGCUGUGGUUGGCCUUGUGUGCCUGGAGCUAUACAAGGUAGUUCAGGGGCACCGACGGCUUGACUCCUACAAGAAUGGUUUCCUCAAUUUGGCCCUACCUUUCUUCGGCUUCUCUGAACCCCUUCCCGCACCCCGUCACCAGUACUAUAACCGAGAGUGGACGUUGUGGGAUCGCUUUGAGGUACAGGGGCUGCAGCCUAAUGGUGAGGAGAUGACCCUCAAACAGUUCCUUGACUACUUUAAGACAGAGCAUAAAUUGGAGAUCACCAUGCUGUCCCAGGGCGUGUCUAUGCUCUACUCCUUCUUCAUGCCAGCUGCCAAGCUCAAGGAACGGUUGGAUCAGCCGAUGACAGAGAUCGUAAGCCGUGUGUCGAAGCGAAAGCUGGGCCGCCAUGUGCGGGCACUGGUGCUUGAGCUGUGCUGCAACGACGAGAGCGGCGAGGAUGUUGAGGUCCCCUACGUACGAUACACCAUUCGCUGACCCCAAGCCCCCCUUCUCUAGAUCCCUUCCAGCCCAGGGUUCCCAUUUGACCUCUGGCAGUGACCCAGCUAGCGAAGCCUGGUAUUCCCUCCUCAUCCCCCCACCUGAACCCCUCUUACCACUGCUUCCUACCUUGUUCAGAACCUUGAAUCCUAAUAAACAGUUAUUAACUCAGA